AUGACUGAGGAGGAAAGAAAACAUUUGCUUGCAAACAGAACUGGACAGAUCAGUGAAUAUCUGAGGCCAGCAUCGCCAAAUUAUCUAACAGGGAAGCAGCCAUGUCAAUUGAAUGUCUCAUUUUGGGAACAAAGAAGACGUAAGAAGCUUCUUCGUAAAUAUAAUGAAUAUCAAGAACGUCUUCAAUCAUUAUAUUGUCACGAUAAACAGCUUUGUGCUGACCAUAACCAUGAAAAUGCUAUGAAAGUAAGCGGCGAUGAAAUACAACGAAAGCGUAACAUCGAUAGCUUGCUCGCCAAAAUAACUUUUAUUACAAACAUCACUUUACUUUUUGCUAAUGGAGCUGCUUCAAUAUUGUCUGGUUCUCUUUCCAUUAUUAGUACAUUUCUCGAUUCUAUGGUGGACUGUGUCAGUGGAAUAUUAAUUUUCAUAAGUACAUGGGCUAUUAGCAAUACAGAUCCAUUCAACUAUCCACGAGGACGAGCACGGUUGGAAUUGAUUAUUGUUUUAAUAUGUUCCAUCAUUAUGGGUGUUGCCAAUAUUAUGAUGAUUAUUCAAUCUGUUGAAUCAGUUAUCACUAAAAAUGUACACCCAGAUGCGAAUAUCCCCACAAUCAUCAUAUUAGUUAGUUGUUGUAGCAUGAAAGUACUGUUAAUGGUGUUUUGUUACAAGCACGGUACACCUAGUUCACAUACAUUAGCAAUGGAUCAGCGAAAUGAUGUUAUAACAAGUACGGUUGCUUCCAUUGGGGCUAUUAUUGGAGAUAAGUAUUGGUUGUAUGCUGAUCCAAUUGGAGCCAUUUGUGUCUGCACAUUUGUGGCUACAUCUUGGUUUUUCAAUGCUGCGCAAACUAUUCCGAUGUUGGUGGGAAGACGUGGCGAACAAGAAAAUCUAUCACGAAUUAUUCAGAUUUGCGUUGAACAUGAUGAACAUAUCAAAUGUCUAGACCAUGUUAUGGUUUAUCAUACUGGUUUAUUAGCAACAGUUGAAGUGCACAUCGUAUUAGCUGAUGAUUUACCAUUGAAAACAACGCAUGACAUCAUUGAGUCGUUGACGAAGAAAAUACUACGCUUACCAUUCGUUGAACGAGCUUUCGUACAUGGUGAUUAUAGAUGUGAUGGCGACUGGUUUUUGUAG
Thelazia callipaeda (thelaziosis nematode) is the source of this 1137-nucleotide messenger RNA. NCBI's taxonomy places the organism in Eukaryota, Metazoa, Nematoda, Chromadorea, Rhabditida, Thelaziidae. The record is from the annotation of a GenBank genome assembly.